This is a messenger RNA of Ceratitis capitata (Mediterranean fruit fly), 1990 nucleotides long. Its product is annotated as probable methylmalonate-semialdehyde dehydrogenase [acylating], mitochondrial. The transcript has 3 exons. Gene Ontology annotation, cellular component: mitochondrion. Gene Ontology annotation, biological process: thymine catabolic process; L-valine catabolic process. Bases 125 to 1687 code for a protein of 520 amino acids. Gene Ontology annotation, molecular function: methylmalonate-semialdehyde dehydrogenase (acylating, NAD+) activity; malonate-semialdehyde dehydrogenase (acetylating, [NAD(P)+]) activity. Lineage: Eukaryota; Metazoa; Arthropoda; Insecta; Diptera; Tephritidae. The record is from RefSeq and is a predicted model, not a curated record.
UUUCAGUUUUAUUGGAGCCACCGGGCGGUUUGGUUGAGGUUUCAGUCCUUUUCGUGCGAAAUCUAUUUAUUUGAUACCAUUUGUUUCUUUUUCGCUUGUUGGGUCGUGGAAAUUUUAUAAGAAAAUGUCUUUGGUACGCUUAAUUGGCGCUGAGUGCCGCUUAAUGGCUCAACGCAGCUAUUCUUCCGCACCGGCGACCACCAAAAUGUUCAUCGACGGCAAGUUUGUGGAAUCACAAACCAAGGAAUGGAUUGAUCUGCACAACCCCGCUACCAAUGAGGUCAUUAGCCGCGUGCCCAAAUGCACACAGGCCGAGAUGCAAGCUGCUCUGGAGUCCAAUAAGAAAGCUUUCAAAUCGUGGAGCCAACAAUCGGUGCUGUCACGUCAGCAAGUCAUGUUCAAAUUGCAAGCGUUGAUCAAGCAGAAUAUGGGCGAAUUAGCCAAGAACAUUACCACAGAGCAAGGCAAGACCUUGGCUGAUGCGGAGGGCGAUGUGUUGCGCGGUUUACAGGUAGUUGAGCACUCCUGCAGCAUACCCUCGUUGGCCAUGGGUGAGACCGUAGCGAAUGUGGCACGUGAUAUGGACACAUAUUCGUUGGUGUUGCCCUUGGGUGUCACCGCCGGCAUUGCACCGUUCAACUUCCCCGCCAUGAUACCACUUUGGAUGUUCCCCGUGGCAAUCACCUGUGGCAAUACAAUGCUGCUGAAGCCCUCGGAACGUGUGCCCGGCUCGACAAUGUUGUUGAUGGAGCUGUUGAAUGAAGCUGGCUGCCCGCCCGGUGUCGUUAAUGUCAUACACGGUCAACAUGAUGCAGUCAAUUUCAUAUGUGAUGCGCCAGAAAUCAAAGCUGUCUCCUUUGUGGGCUCCGAUACGGCUGGAAAAUACAUUUACGAACGUGCCGGCCGUAAUGGCAAACGUGUGCAGAGCAAUAUGGGUGCCAAAAAUCACGGUGUGGUCAUGGUCGAUGCAAACAAAGAGAACACAUUGAAUCAAUUGGCCGGUGCGGCUUUUGGUGCUGCCGGCCAACGUUGCAUGGCGCUCUCCACAGCGCUGUUCGUGGGCGAAGCACAGCAAUGGAUACCCGAUUUGGUUGAGCGUGCCAAGAAGUUGAAGGUGAACGCGGGACAUGUCGCCGGCACUGAUGUUGGUCCGGUGAUUAGCGCACAGUCGAAACAACGCAUAAACGAACUGAUUGAGUCCGGCGUUAAGGAGGGUGCUAAGCUCAUACUCGACGGCCGUAAUGUCAAGGUGCCUGGCUAUGAAGCUGGUUACUUUGUCGGUCCCACCAUACUUGCGGACGUUACACCCGAUAUGCAGUGCUACAAAGAGGAAAUCUUUGGGCCCGUCUUGGUUAUACUCAACGCUGAUACGCUCGAUGAGGCCAUACAAACGGUUAAUGCGAAUCCCUACGGCAACGGCACCGCUAUUUUCACCACAAACGGCGCCACGGCACGCAAAUUUGUCAACGAAAUCGAUGUGGGUCAAGUGGGCGUGAAUGUGCCCAUACCCGUGCCACUGCCCAUGUUCUCCUUCACCGGCACGCGUGGCUCCUUCCGUGGCGAUCAUCAUUUCUAUGGCAAAAUGGGCGUCAAAUUCUACACGCAAACCAAGACGGUGACACAGUUGUGGCGCGAAACCGAUGUAACGCACACCCAAGCGGCAGUGGCCAUGCCCACCAUGAAGUAAAGCGCCGUGCGUACCUGCGUGCUGUGAAGGGUGAUAGUUCGAGAGGUUCGAGAGGUUAGUCUUCCAAUUGAAAGUGCUUUAGUGUCGAGGAGCGUUACAGACAUAUAUACAUAUACUAUUUUUGUACGCCUCAUAUUUAUUCAUGGAAAUCCAUACAAGGAACGUUGCAUUUAUUUUUCGUUUAUGUUAAGGAAUGUGUUGCUGGUGUAAAGCUCUUAGGAAUUUGUUUAUUGCAUACGCUUAGCGUAAUUAAUGUAUGUGCCUAUAUAAUGAUAUUAAAAUAAAUUAAUUCUCUUAAAAAAA